UGUGGUGGAAAAAAAAUCAAUUCGUGGAGCAAGCGUGGGGUGCAAAGAGUCCGGUUAAAUAUAUAUAAGAGAGAGCAUCGGGGGGGUUAUUGUCUUUGACCUCUUCAACAUCGCUCUCCUCACUCUCCAACAAAAGUAACGAACUCCCUCAACUCAAAAGAAAAAAGAGACAGCCCUUUGCACAACCGUCGUCGACGAUUUGCAGAAAGAGCCACCUGCGUGCGACCAAGCCUGCUAUCAGAAGCUGGUCUCGCUUGAAAAUUGAUCUCUGUCCUCCUUUCACGUCCCCACUCCACCAACACUCCUUAGACCGACCGAGCAACUCAUAACCUCUCUCCACAUCAUGUCUCUCGUCACUCCUGCUCUUGAACGAUCCAACAUGUUUGAUCAAGUCCACACCGUGGGAUCAGACUCUGAAGCCUCGCUCCCUGCUACUCCUGAUGUCAAGACAUCAGGUAUCGACGCUUUUGCGGGCAUCAAACCCAUUCAACCCACCUUCCGACCCUCUGACGAGGACAUUCCGGACAACUAUGUCACCGCCACUAUCUCGAAGCAAAAAUAUCUCCCACCAGUCACCUGGAAGAACCUUUUCUGGAACAUUCAGUGGAUCUCUUUCCUUGCCAUCACGGUCACUCCUACCAUCGCUCUUUACGGAUUCUUUACCACCCCAUUGCAGCGCAAGACGUUGAUCUGGAGUGUGAUUUACUACUACAUCACUGGUCUCGGUAUCACUGCUGGUUACCAUCGACUUUGGGCUCACAGAUCUUACAACGCAUCUACUCCCCUUCAGUAUGGUCUUGCGAUUGCUGGUUCCGGUGCCGUUCAGGGCUCCAUCAAGUGGUGGUCUCGAGGUCACCGAGCUCACCACCGAUACACCGACACCAAGCUUGACCCUUACUCGGCUCACGAAGGCUUCUGGUGGGCUCACGUCGGCUGGAUGAUCAUUAAGCCGCGAGGCAAGAUCGGAGUCGCCGACGUCUCUGAUUUGACUCGAAACAAGGUCGUCCGAUGGCAACACAAAAACUACCUCUCGCUCCUGUUCAUUAUGGGCUUGAUCCUGCCAACUAUCGUUGCUGGACUAGGAUGGGGUGACUGGCGCGGAGGAUUCUUCUUUGCCGGUGCUGCCCGAUUGGUCUUUGUCCACCACUCCACUUUCUGCGUCAACUCGCUCGCUCACUGGCUCGGUGACAAGCCCUUUGACAACAAACACACUCCCUGCGACCACUUCUUCACUGCUCUCUGCACUAUCGGCGAGGGCUAUCACAACUUCCACCAUCAAUUCCCUAUGGACUUCCGAAACGCUAUCAAGUGGUAUCAGUACGACCCAACCAAGUGGUUCAUCGCCGCCAUGUCACAGCUCGGUCUCGCUUCUCACCUCAAGCGAUUCCCUGACAAUGAGAUCCGCAAGGGUCAGUACACCAUGAAGCUCCAGCAGCUCCAGGAGCAAGGUGACAAGCUCAAAUGGCCCAAAUCAAGCAACGAGCUUCCCGUCAUCAGCUGGGAUGACUUCCAGGCUGAAGCGAAGGAACGAUCGUUGAUUGCCAUUCACGGAUUCAUUCACGAUUGCUCUUCCUUCGCCGAGGACCACCCUGGAGGAGCUCACUUGAUCAAGCGAGCCAUCGGAACCGACGCCACUACCGCUUUCUUCGGAGGCGUAUACGACCAUUCUAAUGCCGCCCACAACCUGCUCGCCAUGAUGCGUGUCGGUAUUCUCGACGGCGGAAUGGAAGUUGAGCAUCUGAAACGCCGCCACGCCGACUCUGUCUCCUCCUUCACGUCUGCCGAAUCUGGCCCUUCUACUCCUUCCCUCUCAUCCGCCAGCUCGUCCAGUGCCGAUCUUCAAUCCCUCCUCUCCGACACUGACUCGCUCCGUCUCCAAAAGGCUGCCGCACCUACCGGUCAACCCGCUGCUCAAGUUGCGAGCAAGUGGACUUUGGCGGUCCCACCAUCGGAGAAGUUGAGAAUUAUCCCUACUUCCCCUGAACUUCGACCUGGUCUCAUUCAACGACGAUCUUCCAUCACCAGUCUUGACAUGAAGACACGUGCUGAUGAAAACGGAGAGAUCAGCCCGAUGCUGGGACAAGAGUGAUUCAGAAGUCGGAUAGGGAAUUGAGAGGUAGUAUUCACGACUUAUGUACGAACUAGGCAAUAUAUCAUGUAGACAACACCACACACUCUUUCACCAAUGCAGUCAUAUUUCCAUUCAA
This is a messenger RNA of Kockovaella imperatae, 2207 nucleotides long. Its product is annotated as putative stearoyl-CoA 9-desaturase. The record is from RefSeq and is a predicted model, not a curated record. Gene Ontology annotation, molecular function: iron ion binding; stearoyl-CoA 9-desaturase activity. Gene Ontology annotation, biological process: unsaturated fatty acid biosynthetic process. The coding region runs from base 344 to 2089 and encodes 581 amino acids. The transcript has 3 exons. Lineage: Eukaryota; Fungi; Basidiomycota; Tremellomycetes; Tremellales; Cuniculitremaceae. Gene Ontology annotation, cellular component: endoplasmic reticulum membrane.